Amoebophrya sp. A120 is the source of this 1476-nucleotide messenger RNA. The record is from the annotation of a GenBank genome assembly. Lineage: Eukaryota; Dinophyceae; Syndiniales; Amoebophryaceae.
CCUGCCUGAUUAUUGCGAGCGAGAGAGGACGGGAAGGAGCUGCCUGUGCCUCUCUCUCAGCAGGGUAAGGCGUAUUUCAUUUGGUAUUGGUAUAUUGACAGCUCUCAGGAGUGUAGGUUCCUUUGAAUUCUGUGCAACACAAGAUGCAAAAGUAAAAGGAACCCGAGGAGCACGAGCAGGACGUGGACGCGGAACAAGGCAUACUAGAGGAGGAACACGAACACCGGAGGUCAACACGGUACUAGCACGCAAAAACCUCCGUAAUGCAGGAACCACUUCUCAGCACCACCGGCGCGGCGAGGGGCGCCGGAAAUGACACGGAUGCUCCGCCCCCGAAGGCACCAGGUGGUACCUCCUUAGCGUACGGAUGCAUCCCCUGCGAAAAGUUGCUGAUCUGGCGCGGCGACGGGAGCAGCCGCGUUCUCUGGAAGAGCAUCUGCAGCUUCGUGCUCGUGGCGGAGAUUGGGUACUACAUCUACCUCGUUUACGAACAUUUCCCGCUCCUCGUCGUGUUUGCCCUUUUUUCCCUUGCCAAGUUUCUCGUGGAGACAUGGGGGCAGGACACGCCGACCUGGGUUUGCCCGGGCGGAAUCGGCAUGUUUUUGUUCAUCUACGUGGUCAUCAUUCCCGGUCUGUUAUUGUACCCCAACGGCGUGUGUACCAAGAACCAGGACAUCACGUUCCCCUACCACUCCGUCCUCGGCGGCUUGCUGUUCUUCGGGGGAUCGUGCUACGCGUUGAGUUACGAGGUGGGCCGGUUCCGCUGGAAGCAGGACCCGGCGAACAAGGGAAAGCUACACACGAUCGGUCUGGCGCAGUACUGCAUUCACCCCAACUACCUUGGCGACCUGUUCACGUACACGGGCUGGGGUCUGGCGGCGGGAACCACCUGCGCCAUUACCACGCCGAUCUUCAUGGUCUGGAGCUUCCUGGUCUUCGUGUGCCCGAAUUCGGACGCGUACCUGGCGCAGCGAUAUUGGCGCGAGUGGCCAGACUACGAGGCCAAAACAGCGACAUUGAUCCCGUUUUUUCGCUCGAAAGUGCUAAGCCAGGUGCUGGCGUGGGUGGCGUUUGCGGUAGGUGGGUGGCUCUACGGCAGCUGUGCGGGGCAGUGCGGGUAAAUCAAGAAGUUGACGAGUCAAGUCUCCAUUUUUGCGUACUUAUCAACCCAUUUGCUUUUACGAGCAAUGGUUUGGAUUUUUUCUGGCCGUGUGUUCGUCUGAUUCCACCGCUGCACCCGCCGGGAAGAUGCUAGGGCGGCCCGCCGCGGUUCAUUGUGUGCGCGAACUUCCUGCUGCAUCGUGAACCGACAGGAGCUAUUGCCUUUUUUAGGGGCACUUCACAGAGCGCUCAUUUAGGGGCUUCACAGAUGAGGAAAGGCGGCCGAGGUUAGCGGAGAAAUACGCAGUAGUAUCAUCAAAAUUGCGGCCCGACCCGAACACGCAAAAAAGACGGUUGCUUUUUGGAGGUUUCACC